Molecule: messenger RNA, 1291 nt
Organism: Acanthisitta chloris (rifleman)
Lineage: Eukaryota; Metazoa; Chordata; Aves; Passeriformes; Acanthisittidae
Gene: MTF1
Product: metal-regulatory transcription factor 1
Exons: 7
Biological process (GO): positive regulation of transcription by RNA polymerase II; central nervous system development
Cellular component (GO): nucleus
Molecular function (GO): DNA-binding transcription activator activity, RNA polymerase II-specific; RNA polymerase II cis-regulatory region sequence-specific DNA binding
Source: RefSeq, a predicted model, not a curated record
GAUGAGCCGCUCCGCGCCGAGCUCGCGGUAGCGCCGUGCGAGGCGGAGAGCCAUGGGGGAGAACAGUCCCGAGGGCAACGUUAUCUGCUAUGAGGCGGAGGAAGACGAGCUGGGCCAGGAUGAGAACAUGCUAAGGUUUGGCGACAAGAACGGGCUGGUGUCCUCCCCGCCCGGCACGGUGUACGACAGGACGACUGUGCUCAUCGAGCAGGACCACAGCGUGCUGGAGGACGAGGAGGAGGAAGGACAGUGUGGGGAUCACUUGCCUUUUCUACCGGAGGGUCACGACGAAGGAUUUCAUCUAAUAGCAGAUCAUGAAGGAAUGUCCCAGGGUUACGUGCAGCACAUUAUUUCUCCUGACCAGAUUCACCUAACGAUAAAUCCUGGUUCGACUCCUAUGCCAAGGAACAUCGAAGGAGCAACACUUACACUGCAGUCUGAGUGCCCAGAAACUAAGCUUAAGGAAGUGAAGCGCUACCAGUGCACCUUCGAGGGCUGUCCCCGCACCUACAGCACUGCCGGCAACCUGCGCACGCACCAGAAGACUCACCGCGGGGAGUACACCUUCGUCUGCAACCAGGAGGGCUGUGGCAAGGCCUUCCUCACCUCCUACAGCCUCAAGAUCCACGUCCGAGUGCACACCAAGGAGAAGCCGUUUGAGUGCGACGUGCAGGGCUGUGAGAAGGCCUUCAACACGCUGUACAGGUUGAAAGCACACCAGAGGCUUCACACAGGGAAAACAUUUAACUGUGAAUCCGAAGGCUGCAGCAAAUACUUCACGACGCACAGUGACCUGAGGAAGCACAUUCGAACACACACAGGAGAAAAGCCAUUUCGGUGUGAGCAUGAUGGCUGUGGGAAGGCUUUUGCUGCAAGCCACCACCUCAAAACACAUGUUAGGACACAUACUGGGGAGAAACCCUUCUUCUGUCCCAGCAAUGGCUGUGAGAAGACUUUCAGUACCCAGUACAGUCUCAAGAGUCAUAUGAAAGGUCAUGAGAAGGGACAUACCUAUAAUGCACUUCCCAAUAGCAGCGUGUCUGAGGAUACAAGUCACUCACUGUGUCUGAGUGACUUAAGCCUCAUAUCAACAGAUUCAGAGUUGCGGGAGAACUCUAAUCCAACACAUGGGCAGGACCUCAGCACAAUCUCACCAGCAAGCAUCUUCGAGUCCAUGUUUCAGAGCUCAGACCAUACUGCAAAUCAGGAUGACUCUCAGCAGACAGGUAAGAGUCGCCGGGAGAGCUUUGUGUGCACGCACUUAGUCCAGCAUGUCACAGGGAAGCUUAGU